GCCGGGAACAGCCACAGGCGGCUCGCUCGGCUCCGGGAAUCGAACCCGCGACACGGACGUGCCCUCUCGGACGCUUGAAUGGAGGCGGACGGCUUCGUGUCCCGGCGACCGUCCGUGGAAGCACCGGGCGGCGAAGGCUCCGCGGCCGGGGCGGAGAUCCGGUGGCUCGGCGGCCGGCUCCUGGACGCCCGGCUCCGUGACGCCACCGGAGGGAUGCUCGGCUCUCUGUCACCCAGGAGGCCCGGGGAACAGGACUUUACCCCCGGGUUGCAUCGAGCACCGCCGGCGGACAGCCCGACCUCUGCGGAGCCGGAGCCGGACUACGAAGGGCUUCCUCCGGGGGAAGCCACCAGCACCCACAUGCUGGCCGGAGCCGUGGCCGGGGUCAUGGAGCACUGCCUCAUGUACCCCAUCGACUGCGUCAAGACUCGUAUGCAGAGUCUGCACCCGGAGCCCGGAGCGCGCUACAGGAACGUGAUGGACGCCCUGCGGCAGAUCGUGCGCACCGAGGGGGUGUGGCGGCCGAUCAGGGGCGUGAACGUGCUGGCGGUCGGCGCCGGGCCCGCCCACGCGCUCUACUUCGCCUGCUACGAGAAGAUCAAGUUCUCACUCAGUGGCGCUAUCCACCCCGGAGCUAACAGCCACUUUGCUAACGGAGUCGCCGGCUGCAUGGCCACGGUGCUGCACGACGCCCUGAUGAACCCGGCUGAAGUUGUGAAGCAGCGAAUGCAGAUGUUCAACUCUCCGUACCGCCGAGUGCUGGACUGCAUGGGCUCGCUGCUGCGGCGCGAGGGCCCGGCUGCUUUCUACCGGAGCUACACCACCCAGCUGACCAUGAACGUGCCCUUCCAGGCGCUCCACUUCAUGACCUACGAGUACCUCCAGGAGCUGCUCAACCCCCACAGACAAUACAACCCCUCCUCCCACGUGGUGUCCGGGGCGCUGGCCGGAGCUCUGGCGGCCGCAGUCACGACUCCCCUCGACGUGUGCAAGACCCUCCUCAACACACAGGAGGCGCAGGCCAUCCACGUGAUCCAGGCCGAGGCCGCGACGGCAGCCGGAGCGGUCGGAGCCGCCGCCACGGCCCCGGUCAGCCGGCACAUCUCCGGUCUGGGCGAGGCCUUUCGGACAGUGUACAGGACGGGAGGCGUGCCGGCGUUCUUCAAGGGCGUCCAGGCUCGGAUCAUCUACCAGAUGCCCUCCACGGCCAUCAGCUGGUCCGUGUACGAGUUCUUCAAGUACAUCAUCACCAAGCGGCAGCACGAGCGGCGGCUGCGCGGAGACCGGGACGGAGACAAAUAGAGACGUCUCAUCUACGAAGCUCUGAAGAAGACAAACCUGAACUUUAGAUUCUUUGAGAAAAUCCUCAACUUUUUGAAUUGUUUACUGAGAUCAGCGGAGUGCAGUCCUGUCUCUGAGGUCGUAAAGUCAAUGUGGGGUUUUAAAAAAACAUCCGUUGAUGAUCAUCCAGAAGAAGAAGGCUUUGGAACUGCAGACAGGAAGUGGUUCCGUGAACCCGCCCCCCCCGUUAACAUCACAUUACAUUCACAAAGCAAAGAACUCAUGGAUGGUAACCGUCAAAGUAAAGUUCAGUUUGUCCCUUUGAAAAAAAGAGAUAUUAACUCCUUACUUCCUGUUGACCACCUACAAUGCAGUUUUGUGUUAUAUUGGGAUUUGUGUUUGGAUUCUGUUCUGAAGACGAGUUAAAAAAUCUGGAGGCUAAAGUUCUGAUUCAGCUUUAAUGUUUAAUAUGAUGCUGUUAAUGUUCACUUCAAAUGAACAGGGUUUAAAUUGCAGCCUCGGCUCUUUACCUUUGUUUUGAGGACAGAACAAAAAUGUGUCCCUGUCCAAAUAUUUCAGAACUGCACUGUAAAGAGGGUUACCAGUAAGUAUUCAAACCAUGUUACCUUCUGCCCACAGGGGGCGCACCGCUCAGCCACAAUGGAAAAACUUAAAAAAUGUUUAAUACCAUUAGUUUUGAAGGAAAUGAAAAGUAUUUCUUUCCCGUGGAACACACAUAAACUUAGAGUUAACUCAUAAUAAUCUUAUCUUUUCCUCGGGUCUCUUCAGAUUCAAUAACUUUAUUUAUCAUGCAGCUUCUCAUGCAGAAGGAAACAUUCUAAGUCAAACGCAACAAAUGUACACCGACGCAACACAAGUGCUUUUAAAAUUCACGCACAUCUGCACGGCGACCUGGUGAAGGUCACGUUUACAUUACAGUAGAGAUUUUAUUUCUUUAUUCAGACCGUGUCACAUAUUCAGUGCAGCAGAAUUAUGCAAUAUCGUUAGAAAUAGAUCCUCGGUGAACAACCUGUCAACAACCUGGGAAUGUUCGGAUAAAAUGCCGAACUGGUAAAUAGUGUGACGAACUAAAGAUCAUUUCAUUCGCACAACAAUAUUUUAAUGUCGUUUUCAUUGCACAGCAUCGAAGCACUUAAUAACGUCGUCAUUGUCAGAACAAGAAAACAACUAACACAAGUAUGGAGAAUAAGGAAUCUCCUUCUACACAUGCCUUCUUUCAGCCGCCGUACAUUCAGCGCACAACUGCUACAAGAAAAUCCUCAUAUAGAAAUAAUAAUGUGUUUUUGAAGCCAUAAAUCAGGAUAAAAUGUACCUAAUAUAUAUAAAAGUAUACACAUGGGUAAAUAGAGAUGAACCCAAAGACUCUAACCCGCUAAGUUUUAGAUUCAACUUGUGUAACUUAUUCAAAUAUGAAGCUACAAGUUUUUUCCGGACUGCUAUAGGGGGAGGGGUUUAAAAAAAUAAAGUGAUAAGAGUAUUUUAAAAUGAUUGUAGGGAUUGUGUUCCUCGUGUGAAGCCGGGUUUCAACGUCGGGGAAACCACAGACUGAGGGGAAGAGGGAGAACAGGGGAGGAACCGGUGGUUUGUCGGACGACAACGCUAAUGUGAAAAGCUUGAACUCUGUGUGAAAGCAACACCUGUAUUUUGUGAAUUGUAAAUAAACUCGCUAAGGCAGCUCCUCGCAGAAGCAGGGUCUUCUCUUGGUGCUGGCUCUCCAAGCGCUGAGAGGAUUUCAA
Messenger RNA from Limanda limanda (common dab), 3038 nucleotides. RefSeq names its product mitoferrin-2-like. Gene Ontology annotation, cellular component: mitochondrial membrane. The transcript is spliced from 4 exons. The record is from RefSeq and is a predicted model, not a curated record. Gene Ontology annotation, molecular function: ferrous iron transmembrane transporter activity. The coding region runs from base 79 to 1302 and encodes 407 amino acids. Gene Ontology annotation, biological process: iron import into the mitochondrion. NCBI's taxonomy places the organism in Eukaryota, Metazoa, Chordata, Actinopteri, Pleuronectiformes, Pleuronectidae.